AUAAAGUUAUUAAUUGUUCAUAUGAUGGAGGAGCAUGGCAGUGCCUUUAAAAACAUAGACUAUGUGAAAACAUUUCAGGGACUUCAUAAAAAAUAUGAACAGUUAAAAGAUAGGGAAACAAACAAACCAGAUUUCGAUGGUCUUCGACAACCAAGCUCAUUUCAAAACAGCCGGUAUCGUCGAGAUGCAAGGGCAUUAGAUGAAGAAGAGGAGAUGUGGUUUGAUCAAGACGAUGAGCAAGAUCCUGCUGUGAUUCCUGAGGCAGUUGCAUCUUUACCGGAGAUGUCAGUGAUCAUCGAUAGUAUUGCACCAGAAGAAAAAG
Molecule: messenger RNA, 322 nt
Organism: Anneissia japonica
Lineage: Eukaryota; Metazoa; Echinodermata; Crinoidea; Comatulida; Comatulidae
Product: serine/threonine-protein phosphatase 4 regulatory subunit 3-B-like
Exons: 2
Biological process (GO): DNA damage response; protein dephosphorylation
Cellular component (GO): protein phosphatase 4 complex; nucleoplasm
Molecular function (GO): protein phosphatase activator activity
Source: RefSeq, a predicted model, not a curated record